AUGUCCAACCCGAAAGUUUUCUUCGACGUAGCGGCCAAUGGCAGCCCCAUCGGCCGCAUCGUGAUGGAGCUGCGCGCUGAUGUGGUUCCAAAGACUGCGGAGAACUUCCGCGCCCUGUGCACCGGCGAGAAGGGCUUCGGUUACAAAGGCAGCACCUUCCACCGCGUCAUCCAAGAUUUCAUGUGCCAGGGCGGCGACUUCACAAACCAUAACGGAACCGGAGGAAAGUCCAUCUACGGCAGCAAGUUUGAGGACGAGAACUUCACCCUGAAGCACACUGGUCCUGGGAUCCUGUCCAUGGCCAACGCCGGCCCUGCGACUAAUGGCUCCCAGUUCUUCAUCUGCACAGUCAAGACCCCCUGGCUGGAUGGGAAGCACGUGGUGUUCGGCUCUGUGGUGGAGGGCAUUGACGUUGUCAAGAAGAUGGAAGGGUUUGGUUCUUCUUCUGGAAAAACCUCGCAGAAGCUCACUAUUGCAGACUGCGGUCAGCUCUGA
Messenger RNA from Knipowitschia caucasica, 495 nucleotides. The record is from the annotation of a GenBank genome assembly. NCBI's taxonomy places the organism in Eukaryota, Metazoa, Chordata, Actinopteri, Gobiiformes, Gobiidae.